Messenger RNA from Owenia fusiformis, 780 nucleotides. The record is from the annotation of a GenBank genome assembly. NCBI's taxonomy places the organism in Eukaryota, Metazoa, Annelida, Polychaeta, Sabellida, Oweniidae.
UUUAUAUCACUGUAUCUUUUGGUCUUUCAGCACUAUUAGUUUCAAGAGAAAGCAGCUCCGAUGAUGAAAAAGAUUCAAGCGAAGAUGAAAUUGAUGAAGAUGAUAGCAAUGAACAGGAGCGUAGAGUAAAAAGAGAUACUGGGAAUAGCAGAAAAUAUGACUCCACCGACACCCUUCCUAGGCAGAAAAGGUCAUUUUACAAUCCAAAUACACGAACACCUCCGUUUAUUAUUCUACAAAAUAGGCGCUUUGAACGAUAUCACUAUGGACGAGAUUGGGAACACAAAAGAGACAUUCUGUUUGCUGGCCGACGUUUCAAACCCAUGGUUGUUUAGCGGUUUUAAAAAGUGCAGAGUAUAGUUUGGCAUUUUCAGACUACUUGAUUAUGACAAUGUCACCACCUCCAUUUAGUACAGAUGCCAAACACCAGAUGCCGAAUGCCAAAUGCCUAACACAAAAAAAUUGGAGACUCUAACAAUACAGCACCACUAGUGGUUAUGACAUUAAAAAUCUUGAAGUCUGAGCACCUGCCAAUCAAAACACUUUUAGUUAGUCAAAGUUGAAUUUGGAUUAAACAGGUUUUACUGUCUUUUUUAUUGUUGUACAAACCUUCUCUGAUUGGUGAGAAAACGUCUCCAUUGGUACUGGUGCUAGGAGGGUGACUUGUCGUAACACCUGACUUGGAUGAUGUUACCUUAACACCUUUUGCUGAGAGAACAAAACAAACAAAGAACAGAAAACAGAAAAUAUUAAACUAACAUGCAGUAUCAGGGGUUUCAA